CGGGACGGGCGACAGCGGCGGCGGCGGGAGAGGAGCGCGCCGAAGCGGGUGGCCGCCGCCAUGGCCACUGUGGACCUGGAGAAGCUGCGGACGUCGGGGGCCGGCAAGGCCAUCGGCGUGCUGACCAGCGGCGGCGACGCGCAAGGCAUGAACGCUGCCGUCAGGGCUGUGACUCGAAUGGGCAUCUACGUGGGCGCCAAAGUCUUCCUCAUCUAUGAGGGCUACGAGGGCCUCGUGGAAGGAGGCGAGAACAUCAAGCCGGCGACGUGGCUCAGUGUCUCCAACAUCAUCCAGCUGGGCGGCACCAUCAUCGGCAGUGCCCGCUGCAAGGCCUUCACCACGCGGGAGGGCCGCCUGGCGGCCGCCGCCAACCUACUACAGCACGGCAUCACCAACCUGUGCGUGAUCGGCGGGGACGGCAGCCUCACGGGCGCCAACAUCUUCCGCAAGGAGUGGGGCGGGCUGCUGGAGGAGCUGGUGGCUGCAGGCAGGGUCUCGGCGAGCACGGCGCAGACCCACGCCCACCUGAGCAUCGCGGGGCUGGUGGGCUCCAUCGACAAUGACUUCUGUGGCACUGACAUGACCAUCGGCACGGACUCGGCCCUGCACCGCAUCAUGGAGGUCAUCGACGCCAUCACCACCACCGCGCAGAGCCACCAGAGGACCUUUGUGCUGGAGGUGAUGGGCCGCCACUGCGGGUACCUGGCCCUGGUGUCCGCCCUGGCCUCGGGUGCCGACUGGCUGUUCAUCCCCGAGGCGCCCCCAGAGGACGGCUGGGAGAACUUCAUGUGUGAGAGGCUGGGCGAGACUCGGAGCCGGGGGUCCCGGCUGAACAUCAUCAUCAUCGCGGAGGGCGCCAUCGACCGCCACGGCAAACCCAUCUCUUCCCGCUACGUGAAGGACCUGGUGACACAGAGACUGGGCUUCGACACGCGGGUCACCGUGCUGGGCCACGUGCAGAGGGGAGGAACCCCGUCUGCCUUCGACCGCGUCCUGAGCAGCAAGAUGGGGGUGGAGGCAGUGAUGGCGCUGCUCGAGGCCACUCCUGACACCCCAGCCUGCGUUGUGAGUCUGUCGGGGAACCAGCCAGUGCGGCUGCCGCUCAUGGAGUGUGUGCAGGUGACCAAGGAAGUGCAGAAGGCCAUGGACGAGCUGCGGUUUGAAGAGGCCAUUCAGCUGCGGGGCAGGAGCUUCGAGAACAACUGGAACAUGUACAAGAUGCUGGCGCACCAGAAGCCGGCCAAGGAGAAGUCCAGCUUCGCCCUGGCCAUCCUGAACGUGGGCGCCCCGGCAGCCGGCAUGAACGCGGCCGUGCGCUCGGCCGUGCGUACCGCCAUCUCCCAGGGCCACACUGUGUACGUGGUGCACGACGGCUUCGAGGGCCUGGCGGGGGGACAGAUGCAGGAAGUGUGCUGGCACGACGUGGCCGGCUGGCUGGGGCGUGGCGGCUCCGUCCUGGGGACCAAGAGGACGCUGCCCAAGGCCUUCUUGGAGAAGAUCGUGGCCAACAUCCGCGCGCACAGCAUCCACGCCCUGCUGGUCAUUGGGGGCUUUGAGGCCUACGAGGGGGUGCUGCAGCUGAUGGAGGCGCGCGGCCACUACGAGGAGCUGUGCAUCGUCAUGUGCGUCAUCCCCGCCACCAUCAGCAACAACGUGCCGGGCACCGACUUCAGCCUGGGCUCUGACACGGCUGUCAAUGCCGCCAUGGAGAGCUGUGACCGCAUCAAGCAGUCGGCCUCAGGCACCAAGCGCCGCGUGUUCGUGGUGGAGACCAUGGGUGGCUACUGCGGCUACCUGGCCACCGUGACCGGCAUCGCCGUGGGCGCCGACGCUGCCUAUGUCUUUGAGGACCCCUUCAGCAUCCACGACCUGAAGGCCAAUGUGGAGCACAUGACAGAGAAGAUGAAGACUGAGAUCCAGAGGGGACUGGUGCUGCGGAACGAGAGGUGCCACGAUCACUACACCACGGAUUUCCUGUACAGCCUCUACUCCUCCGAGGGAAAGGGCGUGUUCGACUGCAGGACCAACGUGCUGGGCCACCUGCAGCAGGGUGGGGCUCCCACCCCCUUUGACCGCAACUAUGGCACCAAGCUGGGCGUGAAGGCCGUGCUCUGGAUGUCCGAGAAGCUGCAGGCCUUCUACCGCAAUGGACGUGUUUUCGCCAACUCCCCGGACUCGGCCGUGGUCAUUGGCCUGCGGAAGAAGGUCGUGGCCUUCAGCCCGGUGACGGAGCUCAAGAAGGAAACGGACUUCGAGCACCGCAUGCCGCGGCAGCAGUGGUGGCUGAGCCUGCGGCUGCUGCUGAAAAUGCUGGCCCACUACCGCGUGAGCAUGGCCGACUACGUGUCCGGCGAGCUGGAGCACGUCACACGCCGCAGCCUCAGUGUGGACACGGGCUUCUGAGCCGUGGUGGGGUGCCUCCAAGCUGGGCCCGCCUCCCCGAGUCUCUCUCCAGGCGGCCAGUCCCUCAGUGCCGGGGGCGGGUGGGGGCGGUCCCGAUCUCCCUGUGGUCCUGCUCCUGUGACUGGACAGAGCCUUUUCUAGAAUGAAACCCUCAGCCUUGG
Sorex araneus (European shrew) is the source of this 2564-nucleotide messenger RNA. It is a transcript of the gene PFKL, whose product is annotated as phosphofructokinase, liver type. Gene Ontology annotation, cellular component: 6-phosphofructokinase complex; membrane; cytoplasm. The record is from RefSeq and is a predicted model, not a curated record. Bases 61 to 2403 code for a protein of 780 amino acids. The transcript has 22 exons. Gene Ontology annotation, biological process: fructose 6-phosphate metabolic process; canonical glycolysis; fructose 1,6-bisphosphate metabolic process. Gene Ontology annotation, molecular function: monosaccharide binding; 6-phosphofructokinase activity; AMP binding. NCBI's taxonomy places the organism in Eukaryota, Metazoa, Chordata, Mammalia, Eulipotyphla, Soricidae.